CUGAUGCAGCAGCCACUAGCUUUGGGAUAUUACGUCUCCACGGCGCCAGUGGGUCCCCUUCCUACAUGGUUUUGGGCGGCCUGUCAGCAGACUCGUCGCAACAACCCAGUGUGUCUGAAAUCCUCUCUGCAUCUGCACUGCACUCUGGUGGGGAUAGAUGACGAUGCAGCAGCCAACGGUGGCCAACAAUGCCCCUCCUCCAAUUCUGCCACGGCAGGAGGCCACCUACUCGACUCGAGCGUCACUUGCGACGUAUUGCGUUUUGUUCUCGAAUGCUAUAACGCUCUGUCCUGGCUCUCCUACGAUCCCUGCGUCAACGAUCGACGGUCAUGCCUGCCCGUCCACAUGCUCACCCUGGCUCAGCUCUAUCAGGCCGCGAAAGCCUUCGUUUGA
Messenger RNA from Hydatigera taeniaeformis, 393 nucleotides. NCBI's taxonomy places the organism in Eukaryota, Metazoa, Platyhelminthes, Cestoda, Cyclophyllidea, Taeniidae. The record is from the annotation of a GenBank genome assembly.